Dentiscutata heterogama is the source of this 3035-nucleotide messenger RNA. The record is from the annotation of a GenBank genome assembly. NCBI's taxonomy places the organism in Eukaryota, Fungi, Glomeromycota, Glomeromycetes, Diversisporales, Gigasporaceae.
GUGAAAGAGCUAGAGAUGUUCUUAUGAAAUCGAAAUUACCCUUAGACAAACUCGGCCAGAUUUGGGCAUUGGCUGAUACAAAAAAGCGAGGGAAGCUGGAUAUGGCAGAAUUUAUUAUCGCAAUGUAUUUUGUGCAAAACACUAUGAACGGUACAAUUAAAAACAUUCCAUCGGUACUCCCAGAAGGAUUCUAUGACAUGGCUUCUGGCAUAACAGCAAGUGCGUCAAGUCUUCCAACUUCACCCCAACCUGCUUCCAGGCAAAUUGCUGGGGUUGUGGAUUCUCCAAUGUCUCCUGUCAUUCAAAGCUAUUCGUGGGACGUUACUGCUGAAGAUAAAGCAACCUAUGAUAGAUAUUUCAGUUCCGUUGACGUGAUGAACAAAGGAUAUCUCACAGGCGAUGAAGCAGCGAAUUUCUUCAUGAAAUCUAGAUUAACGCCAAAUGUAUUGGCACAGAUAUGGGACCUCGCAGACGUCAGAAAAUCAGGCACUCUUAAUCGUGACGAAUUUGCUGUCGCUAUGUAUCUAAUAACAAAAAAAAUGAAUGGAACGAUUUUACCUACCACAUUACCACCAAGCCUUAUUCCACCGUCAAUGCGAUCUAUAACAACUACAUUUCCUGAUUCUUUAACAAGAUCUGGAACUAUAAAAAGCCCUCCAAUUGGAAAACGCUCUUCGUUGUUGGUAUUCGAGCAAGGUCUUAAUACCUCAUUACCAUCACCUUUCUUUAAUUCCGGUCCUGUUUCUCAGAACUCAAAUGAUUUUGAUCUACUUGGUGAUACCGAUAUAAACACCCAAGUGGCAAUUGAAAACGGUGAAAUUAGAGCACUCAAAUCACAAGCAGAUAAUUUUAGUGAAGCUAUUUCGGAAUUUAAAAUAAGUCGUGCCAAUCUUGACACAGAUUUGGCUAAUCUUGCUGUUCAAAAGAAUGAAAUAACAACUCGACUUUCUCAGGUUCGUACUUUGUAUGAUUCUGAACAUAGGUCUUUACAAGAAAUUCAAGCAAAUUAUAAAAUUGAGUACGAAAGUCUUGAGCGUGCAAGAGAAGAACUUGCUCAAGCUGAAAGAGCGUUGGAACAAUUACAGUCUGAAAGAGACCAAUUCCAAGCUAGCAUCCAAAAAGAUCGUGAAGAAAUGCUGGAUAUUAAAAGAAGAAUGAGACUCGCUGAAGAAAAAAAUGUGGCCAUAAAAGCUGAAAUUGAGAAACUCAAAACAGAAAGUAGAAAACAAAAAGGACUACUCGAUAUCAAUAGGAUGCAAUUGACAUCUGCAGAGAAAGAAAAGGAUAAAGCUUUAAAGACUCUACAAAGUCUUGAAGGUCGGGAUAUACCAGAUGAUGAUCCAUUUGGUACUGGUGCAUUUAUACCAAAUACAUCUGACAGUUCACCAUUACAAGGAAAUAUAAAUUCUCAACCUGGCUUGGAAUUUGUUGAUAAUUCAAAUCAGUCAAGAAACAUCAUCCAUAAUCAACAUCCUUCGAUAUCAUCUCUUGGAGGUGGUGUUAAAAGAACAAUGUCAAAUUCUUCACUUGCUUCUAAUUCCACUGUAGGCACAUCUAGCGUUAAAUCAUCAUCGUUUAGUUCUUCCAAAUUGGAAGAAACCAUGGUUGACAAACCAAAUUCGGUGUCCAAUUCUAAGCCGAUUGAUGUUAAUAAUAAUUUUGGUGAAAAUACAUUAAGCACCAAUCCUCAAGAUAAUGAUACAUCGGUUAAUAGUUCUCGUAGUAUAAAUUCGUUUGAUACAACAUUUAACACGCCAUUUGCAGAAUUUAAUAAAGAUAUAACAAAAUCAGAUAAUGUUCCACAACAAAUAGUUGAAAAAAAUGAAGAAAAGUCAGACACUGAUCCCUUUGCAUCAUUCAGCAAUUUCAAAAGAUCAUCAACUGGAAAAUCAGAUUACAAUUCAACCUUUUCAACAACAUUUAGCUCGAAUAAUGAUAUUGUAACAUCAGAAUCGUUUACAACUGAGUUUCCCAGUCUAGAAGAAAUUGAAGCAUCAGUGGAAAGUGGUGUCAAGAUAGGAUUUGAUAAUGACUUUUCUAGUAUUCCUACUAAUAUCGAAAAUAAAGAUGACAACAUUUUUAAUUCGGAAAUUUCAAAAGACAAUAAUAAUGAAGCCGAAAAUACACGUGAUAAUCCUGUUCUGAGUGAGCCAGAAUCUGUUUUACCAGAAAACUCCGCGACUGCUAAGGAGGUAUCCAUGGAAGAAACAAAAGAUAAAAUAAAUGUAUAUAACAAAGGAGUGGAAACACCUUUUGUUCCUGUUGUAGGAGAGAUAUCAGAAUCUUUGGGAGGAGGAUUGGCACCUUUGAAAGAUUCCGAGUCAUGGAUUUCUGUAGAGAAGUCAUCUGAAUCAAAAUCUACAACCCAAAUGGACGAUUUUGACGCGGUAUUUGCAGAUUUAACAGAUGCUAAAGUAACAAAAACGCCACCUAUUAAUUUUGAUGCAGAUUUUGACACAGACUUUAAAGAAGACUUUAAUCCCACAUUUGAUGCACCUAUCACACAUUCUAAACCUGCGUCCAACACAAGCAGUAGCGGAAAUAACUUAGGUGUAACACCAUCAAUUAGUUCAACAAAAAAUAGCUCAACAGAUUUUGAUAAAUUUGACAAGAGAUUUGGUAGUUUUGACCCCUUUUCAUCAAAUGCAUCAAGUACAACUUCAAAUGCUACUAAACCAAACUUGGUGGAAGCCGCAUUUGGUGGAAUAACAGGAGAGCCACAAAAAUCAACAAAUUCAUCUAUUGGUUUUGAUGAUGCAUUUGAAGAAUUCUUUAAAUCGCCUUCUGCACCAUCCUCAAAAACAGAACCAUCAUCAUUGGACCUAAAAUCCACAACAGCCAAUGAUUCAAAAACAUCAAUUCCAUCAGAAUCGUCACAACCAAAGGUACAAAGCAUGGACGACAAUGAUGAUGAUGUAGAGCAAGUUAAGCAAUUGAGAGCUAUGGGAUUUUCGAGAGAAAAAUCUAUAGAUGCUCUUGGAAGAUAUGAUUAUGAUAUAGAAAAGGCAUCUAAUUUUCUGUUGGAAAAUCCUUGA